AUGUUAUCGAAGAAGUAUUCUAAAGUAUUUUUUCCUUCCUUGGGUAAAUUUAAUGCAGGUACUCUGCGACUGGAUAAGCAAGAGGGAGCCAAGCCCAAGUUUUGCAAAGCCUGUUCCAUUCCUUUUGCCUUAUGCCGAGGAGUUGAGGCGGAACUAGACCGACUUGUCACUGAAAACAUCUUGAGCCCAGUAUCAUACAGCAGUUGGGCAACACCCAUUGUACCAGUAGCUAAGAAAAAUGGAACCAUCAGAAUUUGUGGUAAAAACAACAUAGAAUUUAAAGAAAUUGCACCUUUUCAUCCAUCAUCUAAUGGUCAAGCUGAAAAUGCGGUUAAAACAGUUAAACAAGCAAUACUUAAGAUUUUAAAAAGGAGUUCAUUGUCAGAACUUAACCGUAAUUUAAACAAUUUUCUUUUAUCUUAUCGAAUUACACCACACUGUUCUACAGGAAAAUAUCCAGCCAAUUUAAUGUUUCAAAUAAACAUAAGAAGUGUUUAUGAUUUUUGGAAUAACAAUGUAAAUAUUGUAAAUCAUACAGCUAUUGAUGUAACAGACUUUAGUAUUAGUAAACAAAAUGUAAUAGGAGAUCAUGUAGCAGUAAGGGAUUAUAGAGUUGUUAAUUAACCUUCUUGGUUAAAGGGAAUAAUUCAUAAGAAGAUAGGUUCAAAAACUUAUUUUGUAUUUAUACCUAGUCUAGAUAAAACAUGGAGGAGGCACAUAAAUCAAAUAGUAGAUUUUGAAUUUUCAGUUGACGUACAUUCUUCUGACCAUAACAUGUGUAAUAAACCUACCAAAAAUAUCAGUCCAAUUAAUGAAAACAAAAAUUGUCAUGAAUCUGAUGAAGAUAAUUAUUGUAAAUCUGCUGAACCUGUUACAUCUAAUUUAAUACCUGAUGUCUGUACCCCAAGAAGAAGUAAAAGGAAACUUAAAUCAAUGAAAUACUUUUAAGUAAUUAAUUUAUUUUAUUUUUAGUUUUUGUUUUUUUUUUAGGGAGGGAAAGUGUAAUGUAUCCCACAUUAAAUAUUAAAUUUGUUCCAAUAAGCAUAGGCAACUCUUAUUACUUCUUAAUUUUAUAUUUACGAUAUUUCGAAUAUUUAGCGCAGGCGUUUAGAGUUAUUUUUUAUUGUAUGCAUGUACAGUUUCCUUAUUGCAGUAGGAGCUCGCCUGCACUCUUCUAUUCGAAUCAUUGAACUGUUAACAUCGAUUACACUGUUGUCAGAUUGAAUCCAUUGUAAUAUUAAUUUUCGAAU
Molecule: messenger RNA, 1250 nt
Organism: Diorhabda carinulata
Lineage: Eukaryota; Metazoa; Arthropoda; Insecta; Coleoptera; Chrysomelidae
Exons: 2
Coding region: 1-624 (207 amino acids)
Molecular function (GO): nucleic acid binding
Source: RefSeq, a predicted model, not a curated record